GGGUGUUUUUUAUGGAUAAAGUUGCCUGUUUUGUGGUUUUGAACAAGUGUUUUUUUAUUUUUGCUGAAGCUACUUUUCAUUUUAAAAGUACCUAUACAAAUCUGACUAGGCAUAAUGGAAAACGAGGUUUUAAUCAAUUUUACGAAUACUCUCUUGAAAGAGAAAAUCUUUAAUUGCCAAAUUUGCGAUGAGAUUUGCACGUCCAGAAUAUUUUUGGUUGUUGGAAAGGGAAAUGUGUGUUCGAAAUGCCAUGAUGAAAUAUGCCAAGAAGAAAUAAAAUCUAGAUCCGAACUGAAUCACGCCCUUUUCUUCGUAUUAACUCAAUUAAUUUUGCCUUGCAAAUACGAAUCAAAGGGAUGCGUGAAAAAACUAACAUGCAAAAAUUUUUCCAACCACAUUAAUAGUUGCGAAUUUAAAACAAAAUCGUGUCCGAUGAUGAACUAUGAAGGUUGCAAAUGGAAUGGAACUAAUCAGGAAAUAUUCGAUCAUUUAGCAACAGAUCAUAACAAGCAUGUCAUCAAAAGCCAAAAUAAUAUUUUUAAAGUGGAGACAAAUCUGUCUGAAUCGUUUAGCAUAAAACUAUUGAAUGCGGACCACAAUAAGUGUCUUUUAAAGACUUCAAUAAUUGAUAACAAAUUUUACUAUGCUUUGAAUCCCAUUGAACAAUUUGAGGACAAUGUUGAAUAUAAUGUAACACACAAAAGUAAAGAAAUAGAACUAUUCACAAAAACAUUCACAAAAACUGUAGGUACCCUCACUAAACUAAACAGUAUUUAUAAUGAAUCAAACCUAAAUAAUAACCCUAACGCAACCGGGGUGGAUAUAGAGUUAUUAAAAAAUUUGGCAGACGAAAAUAAUACAAUUAUAAAUGAAUAUAAUCUAAAUCCAAAAGAUAUCGAUGAAAACACUUUAAAACUAUUGGAAUGCCCUGUUUGUAUGAAUGUCUUUAGACCACCAAUUUAUCUGUGCAAUAAUGGACAUAGUAUUUGCAUACUGUGUCAUGAUGAGGUACAGCAAUGUCCCACUUGCCAAUCACAAUGGAUUAAAGCAAGAAAUUACUUGAUAGAAGGUUUGACAACAAAGUUUAGGUAUCCGUGCCGAUAUAAUAAACUUGGUUGCAAAGAAUAUGAUAUUGAAAGUGAAAUAACCAAACAUGAACAAUUGUGUUCCAUGCAAACAUACAAGUGUCCAAUGGAAUGUCCUGAAACUGGAACUUAUGAAUUUAUUUUAAAACAUUUAAAAAAAGUUCAUGGGAAUAAGCAAAUUACAAAUGAACCAAAAUCUACACUAAACAGUGCACUUUUAAUUUAUUGGACUAUUUUUGAUUCAAAAAUAUUUAAAAUAACAUACUAUAGAAAUACAUCCAACAAAUAUAACUUUAAUUGGAAUGCUGAAUUGGUUUGCUCCAAAGACCUAUGUUCCUAUUUUUAUGAGGUAUCAAUUGAAUAUAAUCAUGGAUGGCUUCUUCAAAAGAAAUCCUGCUGUUUAAAGGAAGGAACACUUGAUUUAACUAGAUCAAGUCCAGUUGGGUAUUAUAAUAAAAAUGUAAAUGAUAUCAAUUUUAAUGUUUCUAUUAUAAAAAGUUUGUUAUGAUUUUAUUUUUUUUUAAGUUUUUAUUAACCUGUGUAUCUAAAUAUGAGCUAAAAAUUUAACAUCUAAAUAUGUGCCUUGUACCAUUUGUAGAAUAAUGAUACAACACAUAUUUAGAUGUUACAUUUUUAGCUCAUAUUUUUAGCUCAAAUACAUAAUUCUUUUCCAAUAUUUGCCUUGCAUUUAUUAUUAUUUUGUUUUUUUUUCAAUCUUCAACAACAGUUAAAAAUAUUGAUGUUACCUAAUUAUUUGAAAUAUUGUCAUAUUUUAGCCGUUAAUUAAAA
Brassicogethes aeneus is the source of this 1874-nucleotide messenger RNA. The record is from the annotation of a GenBank genome assembly. NCBI's taxonomy places the organism in Eukaryota, Metazoa, Arthropoda, Insecta, Coleoptera, Nitidulidae.